CGAUGUUCCCUUCUUGACAAGCAAGAAUCUUUAGGCUCUCGCCUGUGCCUUCAGGUUCGGUAAAUUUUUCGUCGUCGACCUCAACGGCCCAUAUCUUGGGUAGCCUCCCAUCGGAUCAUGUAGGCAGUUAUUCCUGUCUUGUCUUUGGCGUCUAAUGACUUGCAGGUCUUUCGUACAUGCGGGAGAAACGUCUACCCCGCCGAAGGCCCAACAUCGUCAUCGCUGCCCCGCUCCGUUUCUGCAGGGCCUCGGUAAUCCGCUGAUAAAGCUUCCUUCGUACGGAAGACCCCUGCUGCGAGGUAAAAGCUGGCGUGCCAAGGCCUCAGUUAGGGGUCAAUUAUCACCAUUUUUAUUCACCAUCGCCGGCAUCAUUUCAUCACCAGGCUGCGAGUUGAAGCCCUCCAAACUCAACGAUGCUGGGGAAGGGAAUGGUAGAUUCUUAACGGAACCAGGCCUGUCUCAUGUGAGUCAAAGGCACUGGGAAUAUUGGGAGACGGCCAACGACCAAAGGCCGUCUCAGAAUCGUUCAUUCGCGCGCACUCCUGUGGCUGAGCAUGGAACCCAGCCGCGCUCAACCACAUUCAUCAACCACAUCUCGAACGCCACUGGCGCCGAAGUCAGACUGGUCCCUCAUUUAUCCCCAUUUCCGCCUCUGAGGCUUCUCGUCAGGUUGUAUCAAUUCCGUGUGCGUCGAUACAGAAGGCUCGGGGUUCCUUUGCAGCCCAACUUGGGCAUCGAGAGCAUGCCACCAAGUUCCCGCAUUCAUGGCCUGUAGAGAGUGUCGAGGAACCCAAGUGCCGGAUACCUCUGUAAGUGGGUAACCCAGGCUCUGGUGACUCAUUCCAAAAUGCAACACUUUUUGUAUUAUGGAGAAUAUACCAUGCCGACUAGAUGUGACUGUAUUCGUACCUUCCGUCGAGAGCCUCACUAUGGGUUCUAGAAGACCGAAUCACCCGAUGGCCUACAUUACAGCCUUGUGUCCUCGCAGCACAGCCGAGGGACUCUU
This is a messenger RNA of Lasiosphaeria miniovina, 1006 nucleotides long. RefSeq lists its product as uncharacterized. The record is from RefSeq and is a predicted model, not a curated record. The coding region runs from base 155 to 775 and encodes 206 amino acids. The transcript has a single exon. NCBI's taxonomy places the organism in Eukaryota, Fungi, Ascomycota, Sordariomycetes, Sordariales, Lasiosphaeriaceae.